AUGGCUGUCAGCGCACGCACAUCCGAGUUCCGCCAGGCCGUAGAUGAGAAGGAGAGGGCAAUCCCAGAAGCAAAGCGGCGGAAGCUCUCUCGAUCACCCAAGCGCCUGACACCAGAAAGUGAGAGGUUGGAAGCGUUGAACAAGGAGUACACAAAGGAAGCCUACAACGUCCUCAGCCACAUCGGCACCCUGAGCCGGAUGCUCUCCUCCGUGCGGAAAGCGUAUCUGAACGUCGACGCCAGGAACCCGCCCAUGCUGCGCCAGACCAGUCGCACCAUUGACCUCGCAGGCGUGGAGCAGUCGUGGGGCGACCUCCGCAACCUGACGAACGAGGAACGGGACAAGAUCGAUCUGCAGGCCCGGGUCAUCCUCUCGCGCUGCAAAGACAGGGUCGCGCAGCUCGAGGAGCUCGAGAAGCGUCGUACUGCCCUCGCCGCGUCGCAGCAGAACCCGUUCACGCGCUUCCUCCCCGCCCGCCUGCGACAGGACGACGCAACAGCGACGUCCGACUUCGUCGCCGCCCACCACGCUUCCGUCACCUGCGAGGCCGGCCAGCUCCUGCGUGACAUGCAGGAGGAGCGCAUGCGCCGUCAGCUCGAGCGCACGCGCACGCUCGGCUCCGGUGCCGCGCGCGACGCCGUCUUCCUCGGGGCGCACCCGCACCCGCCCGCGCCGCCGUCCCCGGUAGAGUCCACGGCGAGCGGGAGCUGGCUAGGGGGGGCGUCAACGGGGUGGCGCGAGCGCGCUCCCGGCACGUCGCUGCGGGACGAGUGGUCGGAGACGGACGAAGAGGAGCUAGAGCUAAGCGCGUCGCAGAUCCAGCAGUUCGAGGAGGAGAACGCAAACAUCCUCCAGAACGCGCAGGACACGCUGCAGUCGGUGCAGCAGGCCGAGGCGCGGCUCAUGGAGAUCAGCGCGCUACAGAUGGAGCUCGUCACGCACCUCACGAAGCAGACCGAGCAGACCGAGCAGCUGUACGAGGACGCGAUCGCGACCGCGGCGACGGUCGAGAGGGGGAACGAGCAGCUGAAAGAGGCGCGUCGGAGAGCGAGGGACGGACGGCAGUGGAUGUUGUUCUUCCUCAUUGGAGCGAGUUUGUCGUUGCUAUUUUUACAUUACUACUAG
This is a messenger RNA of Epithele typhae, 1125 nucleotides long. Its product is annotated as snare protein syntaxin 18/UFE1. The record is from RefSeq and is a predicted model, not a curated record. NCBI's taxonomy places the organism in Eukaryota, Fungi, Basidiomycota, Agaricomycetes, Polyporales, Epitheliaceae. Gene Ontology annotation, biological process: retrograde vesicle-mediated transport, Golgi to endoplasmic reticulum. The coding region runs from base 1 to 1125 and encodes 374 amino acids. Gene Ontology annotation, cellular component: SNARE complex; endoplasmic reticulum. The transcript is spliced from 5 exons.